This is a messenger RNA of Drosophila pseudoobscura, 266 nucleotides long. RefSeq lists its product as uncharacterized. The record is from RefSeq and is a predicted model, not a curated record. The coding region runs from base 39 to 212 and encodes 57 amino acids. NCBI's taxonomy places the organism in Eukaryota, Metazoa, Arthropoda, Insecta, Diptera, Drosophilidae. The transcript is spliced from 2 exons.
GGGCGCAGUUUCAGUUGAGUUCAGCAUCUCUCUGAGAAAUGUUCGCCCCAAUGAUUCUCUGGCUUAUUCUGUAUUUGAUUGGCCUGAUCCAAGGCCGCUCCAUUGUGCGAGACAGCCAGGAGUGGCCGACACCCCAGCCAGAUCCCACCAUCUUUGAGUACCCGCCGACCGAAAAGCAGGAGCUCUUUUUAGAUGAAUCGUUUUUAAUGUGAAUUGUAAUUAAAUAAAAUAAAUUUCGAUGGAUUGAUCUAUCAAAUUCGUUAGAA